AUGAAGAAGCCAUGGAGCAUAGAGAAUGAAGAGAAUCAGUUGGGGAUGAAAGUUGGUGCCAUGAUCAAGAAUGAUACUUGGUAUGAAACUGAGCUUCCCAAAGAAAAGAAAGCUGUUACAAGCCGUCUGCUCUUCACCAUCAAUGACAAGGAAUGUAUCAUCUUGACUAAAGCUUUCCUUAUGGCAUCCUUUGAUAUUAAAGACUUGGGGGAGUUAAAUUACUUCCUAGGGAUUGAGAUAUGUCGAUCAAAAGAAAGAUUAUUCUUAUCGCAAAGGAAGUACACUCUUGAUUUGUUGAGUGAGGCAGGUGAGCUUGGAUCAAGAGUAGCAAAGACUCCUCUUGAAGAUGGUUAUAAAGUGCUACGUGAGGGGGAGUUUGAAGACAAACACUAUAGGAGAAUGGUUGGGAAGCUCAUUUACCUCACCAUAACCAGAUCAGACGUGUGUUUUGUAGUCAAUCAAGUCAGCCGACACAUGCAAAAACCCAAGAUACAUCACUGGAAUAUGGUGGAAAGAAUCUUGAGGUAUCUACGAGAAGCACCAGGUCAAAGAGUCUGGAUGGCAUGCAAUGAAGCACUGAAAUCACUGGAUAUUGUGAUGCAGAUUGGGUAG
Molecule: messenger RNA, 612 nt
Organism: Brassica napus (rape)
Lineage: Eukaryota; Viridiplantae; Streptophyta; Magnoliopsida; Brassicales; Brassicaceae
Exons: 2
Coding region: 1-612 (203 amino acids)
Source: RefSeq, a predicted model, not a curated record